Phlebotomus argentipes is the source of this 1221-nucleotide messenger RNA. Its product is annotated as juvenile hormone acid O-methyltransferase-like. Bases 29 to 859 code for a protein of 276 amino acids. The record is from RefSeq and is a predicted model, not a curated record. The transcript has 2 exons. Lineage: Eukaryota; Metazoa; Arthropoda; Insecta; Diptera; Psychodidae.
UGAACUGUCUCAGUGUUUGAACGUUGCAAUGAGUGGUGGUUUUGAUAAGUGUCUUCUCAAAGAAUUCAGUCAAAUUCGCGAGCAUCACACAAAGAUAUAUCUGGAUAAUUAUGGACACUUGUUGACAUGGAAACCGAACGAAUUUAUCCUGGAUAUUGGCUGUGGAUCUGGCGAUAUAACGCACAAAUUAAUUUAUCCUCUUCUCCCUGAGGAUUUUCAGCAGUUAGUUUGUUCAGACAUCUCUGGAGAUUUGCUUGAAGUGGCUGAAAUACAGUUCAAAGGAAUACCCAAAGUUUCCUUCGACAUUUUGGAUAUUUGCAGUGAAUUGAAAGAUCAUUGGAAGGAUAAAUUUAACCACAUCUUCAGUCUCUAUUGCUUAAUGUGGGUUAAAUGCAUUAAGACAGCUUUUCGCAACAUUUACAGCCUCUUAGCCAAUGAUGGAGAGUGUUUUCUGAUAUUUGUGGACAAGCAUGAUUUGAUAGAAGUUGUGUUUAAUCUUCUGGACAAGCCAAAGUGGGCAAAAUUCGUCCCGAAUCCUGGCGAAACUUAUCCUUUUCCGUACAGAAAAGAUCGCAACACUGUUGAAACCAUAAUAAAUAGUAUGAAAUCUGCUGGAUUUUGUGAUAUUCGAGUUCAUCUUGAGACCAUUUAUUACACGUUUAAAACUGAAGAGGAGUUUUUGGGAUUUUUCAAAUCACUUCCCAAUCCAAUGCAUUUGAUGACUGCUGAAGAACACCAAGAAUACUUAAAGGAAGCUGUUGAGAGCGCUCGCUCGAAGAAGAUCAUAAAUGAAGCUGGUGAAGAUAGAAAAACCGGUGGUUUUGGUAAUUAUGUAGUGGUUUAUGCGAAAAAAGAAUAAAUGAAUUUUUAGAGCGCAUUUAAUUGAUAAAUAAUUGCAUAUUUAAACAAAUCAUAACAACCGGCAUGCAAUGUAUUUAUUAUGAAACUCAUUACAAGAUUAAUAAUUAUAAAUAAUAAUGGGCAUGAUAAUAUAAUGUAAAUAAUGUAAAAAAAAGAUCAUUACGCAUGCGAUAAUUUACAAAUGAAAGAAAGAAACACACUUGGCUAAAAAAUGUAUAAUUUUAGAGUUAAUAGAUUAAUUAUUGUGUUCAUAGCGUAAUUCAUGAUAAUGGUUUAACGUUUAAUGAUUAAAUGGGGGUUAUAAAGUGGGGUAAUUAAGUAACAUCAGACGUGAUAUGAAGAAUUGCGUGUGUAUUUUUG